AUGUCCCACGACGACGACCUAGUUCCCGAGACGAUCGAGGGUUACAACGUCGGCGAGAAGAAGACAAUCGCCGAGUACGCCAAGUUGGAUGCCGAGGACGAGCUGUUGGCGAAGUGGAAGGCGUCGUUGGGGAUCACCCCGGGGGCGCUGGUGGUGCCGGUGAAGCCUGGCGACAAGCGCACGGUGGUGAUCACCGAGAUGGGGCUCGAGUUCCCCGACCAAAACAUCGCUCCCAUCCGCAUCAACUUGGAAGACGCCAACGGUAACACCUUGGACAAGGAGAUCAAGUUCUCGAUCAAGGAGAAGCUGGUGUACCAAUUGUACGUGCGCUUCCGCGUCCAACACGAGAUUAUUACUGGCUUAAAGUACUUGCACUCGGUCAAGAAGGCCGGGAUCAGAGUGGACAAGGUUGAAGAGCCGUUGGGGUCGUACGCGCCCAACACCACCGACAAGCCCUACUACGAGCGCAAGUUUCCCGAGGUCGAGGCGCCGCUGGGGAUGUUGGCGCGGGGCAACUACUCGGCCACGACCAAGUUUAUCGACGACGACCGCACCGUCCACUUGCAAUUCAACUGGAGCUUCCAGAUCACUAAGUAG
Messenger RNA from Diutina rugosa, 597 nucleotides. RefSeq names its product Rdi1p (gene RDI1). Lineage: Eukaryota; Fungi; Ascomycota; Pichiomycetes; Serinales; Debaryomycetaceae. Gene Ontology annotation, biological process: Rho protein signal transduction. The record is from RefSeq and is a predicted model, not a curated record. Gene Ontology annotation, cellular component: cytoplasm; membrane; cytosol. The transcript has a single exon. Gene Ontology annotation, molecular function: protein binding; Rho GDP-dissociation inhibitor activity. Bases 1 to 597 code for a protein of 198 amino acids.